AUGGGUCCAGUAGAGAAACUUAGCCCUGCCCGAAGCUUUUCAGGUUCAGAUCCUGUUCAUCCUCUGUCUCUGCAGGUCCCGCAGCGGAUGGCAGUAGCAGAUGGAACCCCAGAGGACAGCGGCGGUGGCUCCCCAGGAGUCUGGGGUUCCUGGGGCCCCUGGUCUGCCUGCUCGCGCAGCUGCAGCGGUGGUGUGAUGGAGCAGACGCGGCCCUGCCUGCCCAGCUCCUACCGUGGCCGCGGAGGCUCGCGGCCCAGUGGCCCUACGCUGCCCUUUGCGGGCCACGUUGUGUCCGCUGUCCGCACUUCAGUACCGCUGCAUCGAAGCCGUGAGGAGCAACGGGCCCUGGUGGGCUCCGACGCCAGCCGCCCAGGCCCCACAGUGGUGCGAGGCAGCCGACACCCGCAGUCCCGGGGCCGAGAACCCUCAGAGAGAAGGAGCAGGACCCGAGGUCCCAUCGGCCCUGGCAAGUAUGGCUACGGGAAGGCUCCCUACAUCUUACCGCUGCAGACGGAUACCACACACACUCCACAGAGGCUUCGGAGACAAAGGCCUUCAUCCCGGCAUUCCAGGUCCCAGGAGGCAUCUGCUUCUAGGCAGGGCUACAGACCACCAGCCCACCAGUUCUCCCACAACGGACCUCUCUACCAAAGUGACAGUGGCCCUCGUUCUGGACUGCUGGCUUCUGAGGCCUCCAUCUAUCAGCUGCCUCUGACUCAUGACCAGAGCUAUCCUGCAGCUCCAGGUCUCUUCCACAGCCCGGAAUUGAGCAGCAACAGUGGUGCCAGGCCCCAUGGGGCAGCGCAGGCCUUCUCCCAGCCUCUGCGGUCUACAGCAAUCUCAUGCAUCGGGGCCUAUCGGCAGUACAAACUGUGCAACACCAAUGCGUGUCCGGAAAGUGGUAGAAGUAUCCGGGAGGUGCAGUGUGCAUCCUACAACAACAAGCCAUUCAUGGGCCGGUUUUAUGAAUGGGAACCGUUUGCAGAAGUAAAAGGCAAUCGCAAGUGUGAGUUGAACUGCCAAGCAACCGGCUACCGCUUCUACGUACGACAAGCUGAGAAGGUCAUCGAUGGCACCCCCUGUGACCAGAAUGGCACAGCCAUCUGUGUGUCGGGACAGUGCAAGAACAUUGGCUGUGACGACUUCCUGGGCUCCGACAAAGUUGUGGACAAGUGUGGGGUGUGUGGAGGUGAUAACACAGACUGCCAGGUGGUGUCGGGAGUGUUCAAGCACGCCCUCACCAGCUUGGGCUACCACCGAGUUGUAGAGAUCCCCCAAGGAGCCACGAAAAUUAACAUUACAGAAAUGCACAAGAGCAACAACUAUUUGGCCUUGCGAAGUCGCUCUGGCCGCUCCAUCAUCAAUGGGAACUGGGCGAUUGACCGCCCGGGGAAGUAUGAGGGCGGAGGGACGAUGUUCACCUACAAGCGACCCAAUGAGAUCUCCAGCACUGCUGGGGAGUCGUUUUUGGCUGAAGGUCCCACCAAUGAGAUCCUGGAUGUCUAUAUGAUACACCAGCAGCCCAACCCAGGAGUCCACUACGAGUACGUGAUCAUGGGGAACAAUGCCAUCAGCCCACAGGUGCCACCCCACAGGAGACCAGGAGAGCCUGUCAAUGGGCAGUUGGAGGCCGAAGACAGGAGCCCGGAGGACAGAGAAGAGAGGGAGAAGAACCAGGAGAAGGAAGACUCACGUGGCGAGGCCCCUGAGGUCUUGACGUCGGAAUCCUCACACACACAGACCUUCCCCAUCAGGCAUCCUGAUAGAUUCCCUCCCCACCGACCAGACAACUUGGUGCCACCAGCCGCACAGACCCCCAGGCGAAGCCGGGACCACAACUGGAAGCAGCUGGGGACGACAGAGUGCUCCACCACCUGUGGGAAAGGAUCACAGUACCCGAUCUUCCGCUGUGUGCACAGGAACACACACGACGAGGUUCCUGAGAGCUACUGUGACCCCAGCAUGAAGCCGACCCCGGAAGAGGAACCCUGCAACCUCUUCCCCUGCCCAGCCUUCUGGGACAUCGGAGAGUGGUCUGAGUGCAGCAAAACCUGUGGCCUGGGCAUGCAGCACCGCCAGGUCCUGUGCCGCCAGGUGUAUGCCAACCGCAGCCUGACGGUGCAGCCUUACCGAUGCCAGCACCUGGAGAAGCCCGAGACCACCAGCACCUGCCAGCUCAAGAUCUGCAGCGAGUGGCAGAUUCGGACCGACUGGACCUCGUGCUCGGUGCCCUGUGGCGUGGGGCAGCGGACCCGGGAUGUGAAGUGUGUGAGCAACAUCGGGGACGUGGUGCAUGAUGAGGAAUGUAACAUGAAGCUCCGCCCAAAUGACAUCGAGAACUGUGACAUGGGGCCCUGUGCGAAGAGCUGGUUCCUCACAGAAUGGAGUGAAAGGUGCUCGGCCGAGUGUGGGGCUGGAGUGAGGACUCGUUCGGUGGUGUGCAUGACCAACCAUGUCAGCAGCCUGCCUCUGGAAGGCUGCGGGAACAACAGGCCGGCAGAGACUACGCCCUGUGAUAACGGGCCCUGCACGGGCAAGGUGGAGUGGUUUGCUGGCAGCUGGAGUCAGUGUUCGGUCGAGUGUGGCAGUGGGACGCAGCAGAGGGAGGUGAUCUGUGUCAGGAAGAAUGCAGACACCUUCGAAGUGCUAGACCCCUAUGAGUGUUCGUUCCUGGAGAAGCCCCCGAGCCAGCAGCCCUGCCACCUCAAGCCUUGUGGGGCUAAAUGGUUUAGCACGGAAUGGAGCGUGUGCUCCAGGAGCUGUGAGGGCGGAUUCCGAGUCCGGGAAGUACGGUGUCUGUCAGAUGACAUGACCCCGGGCAGCGUCUGUGACCCCCAGUCGAAACCAGAAGAAAGAGAAUCUUGUAACCCUCAGGACUGUGUCCCGGAAGUUGAUGAAAACUGCAAGGAUAAGUACUACAACUGCAACGUGGUGGUGCAGGCGCGCCUCUGUGUCUACAACUACUACAAGACCGCUUGCUGCGCCUCCUGCACCCGCGUGGCCAACAGACACACAGGCUUCCUGGGGAGUCGGUAACACUCCUGCUCUCCUGGGGCUGCAGGCAGGGCCCCCGGCUGGUUGCUGCUCCACUGGGGAUCCCCACUCUCACCUUCAUGAAGAGUACCACAUGGUCGGUCCCCAAGAUGUUAGAAAGCCGUGGCUGGCCCUUUGCGCAUUGCUCUGUCCUGAUGAUUCCCUUCCUGGGGACCUGGCACCUGCUAAUGGCGCCCACUGAAAACCAAGCAGCCAAGUGCAUUCAGCUCUCAUCCCAGUGUAGUGCUGGACCACUGACCAAGCACAGCCUCCUUCCUGGUGCCCCUGGCCUGUCCAGAAUUAACACUCCUCUGGAAAGUCAAGAAAGGACAGCACCCCAUCCUAUAUCACCAACAAGCCUUGCUGAGACCUGUGCAUCCCUGUUACCUCAGCCCAGCUGUGCUCGCCAUUCUUAAUGACAAUAGACUGUUUCCUGCCUCAGGACAGACGGAUCUCACAAUAGAAAGCUUUCUUGUCUAGCAGGUACUUGCAUUCUCAGCCAUUAGCUCACUGGAGGUCGCAGCGUCCUAGAAUGGGAGGCGGGGGUUGAAUAAGUGUUCCCACUUUACUAGCAAGGAAACUGAGGUUCAACUCAGGUAACUGACCUGCCAUUCUGUGGCAGGCCUGAGUGCCUACCUCAGAUGACUGAGCAUAAUCUCACCCCACGGCACCUCCAGGGACCAGCCUGUCCAUAGGCCUGUAGUCUAAAGAGUGAACGGGGCUUCCUAUCUGACCAGGAGGCUGAGAAGUUUUGCAUUCUGUGAACAGAACCCAGGCUUCUGAAGCCCUUGCUCUGUCCCCAAGUGCUGCCUCAACCAAGUACUUGGUUCUUUCAAGAUGUCCGCACCCCUGUUCCCCUUCCCUCAGUUGCAGCUCCUGCUGACAGGACUCUGUGGUGUUUGCUAAGUUCCAUCCUCAACAGAACCAUCCCACAAGACAAGAAAGCCACAGGGAGAGCAAGAAGGUGGCCAGCGAUUCUAUGGGCCACUCUGGAGCUGGAACAAACUCCCGAAUCCCACAAGCUCUUGUUCCACCAUCCCUCCUGGGUUCUUCAUGGUGUACCACCUGCCAGAAGCCAAGCCAGUAGGUCCCAGCAAAUCUCCACGUUGCAAAAGGCGGAGUCUUAUUUGGACCUUGUGGGUUGGUUAAAGGGUUUCUCUCUGGUAGUCUCACAUCUCUCCCCUCCCCUCUCCUCCUCUUCCCUUCCCUUCUCUACCCUCCCCUCCCCUGUGACUCAUGACUCUUUCCACAAGACUUGACCAUCAAGAUCCAUUUUAAUGAUGCGGGUCUGGGAGACAGAGCUCUGAAGUCCUCCCAAUCUUCACUGACUCACUUUACCCACCUGUAAUUCCAGAGGCCCCAGGCCUGAAGGGACUCGGUGCAUAUUGAAAGGUGAACCAUCUCCAGGGGUUGGGGGAGACCAUUAAGAGGAAUUUUUUUUUUUUUCUUAUUUCGGGUCCUAGGCAUGUUUCUCUUAAAGCAAGCACAUACCCUUAGCACAGGGUCCCUCCAUGAGCUCAUUGCCUGCACCAGGCAGUGUGGCAAUCAUUCACAGCCACGGGGAUAGUGUCACCUGUCUGGUCUGACACACUCUGUCAGGAGCCACUGGCUUUGGCCUUCUGUGAGUGUCUCUCAGCAUCCAUCUCUGCUUGGGAAGUCAGGCUCCACUUCCAUCAGCAACUCCGCCUCUCCUGCUGUUCAUGUGGCACGCAGAUACACAGCCAGGCAGAGACCACGCUUACCAUGCUAAGCACGAAGAGAAGCCACCGCACACACAGUUUCUGUCCGGUUCCCGCCUGGCCCCUCUCACUGCAUGCUUUUGCUCGUCCCAGGUAACUUUUCCUUUGUGUGGCCAUUCUCAGAUCUUGCUGGACAAGCCAGUCAGUUGAAGGAUUCCUUGGAAGGUGUUUGUGUACCUGCCAGAGGGUAAGGCAUGCAUGGUCUGUGGGUUAGCUCCAGGGAAGGAAAAGGUCCUCGCAGCUGAAGCCACACAAUGGGCUACACAGGGACUAAAGAACUUCUCUGUGGAGAGUGAGCAUCCUGGUCCUUCCAACUGACAAAUUCUCAGGGCUGGGCUGGGUUAAUGAUGGCUUUGUCUGUCCUGUGUCUCAGACAUCACCUCAUAGUUCUCAGGAAGGGCAAUGAUCCUCCUGUGGAGUGGAAGUAGGUCAGAGCCAAGGGGUCAGCCCUGGUCUUCAGGCAAAAAAAGAAAAGAAAAAAAAGAAACAUCUCACCUGAGUUCAAUAGAUUUUUCCAGAAAAAUGAACUGUGCUCAGGAGUCCAGUCCCCUUUUAAAGGUUAUAGAUUUCUAGAAUGGGGUCCAUUAACCUCUUUGUUGGAGAAGGCCAAUCCGUCAGAUGUCUUGGUUUCAUCUUCCAUCACCUGUAUGGCUUUUCUCCCUACCACAGUGUGUGUAGUGGGGCCUUGGGGAUCCCCAGUGAUCACCAAGGAAGGGAUGCCGGUCCCCGAAGAUGGCUCUUUAUCUGCCAUCUCCUUCUUGGGACUCUCCACAUUCCCUUCAUUGGCUGUGAUGUGGAAUUGAAAUUUAUAUUUCAAUACUGAUUAUCCCC
This is a messenger RNA of Peromyscus eremicus (cactus mouse), 5603 nucleotides long. It is a transcript of the gene Thsd4, whose product is annotated as thrombospondin type 1 domain containing 4. Gene Ontology annotation, molecular function: metalloendopeptidase activity. Lineage: Eukaryota; Metazoa; Chordata; Mammalia; Rodentia; Cricetidae. Bases 1 to 3036 code for a protein of 1011 amino acids. Gene Ontology annotation, cellular component: extracellular matrix. Gene Ontology annotation, biological process: extracellular matrix organization. The transcript has 15 exons. The record is from RefSeq and is a predicted model, not a curated record.